Molecule: messenger RNA, 726 nt
Organism: Didymosphaeria variabile
Lineage: Eukaryota; Fungi; Ascomycota; Dothideomycetes; Pleosporales; Didymosphaeriaceae
Exons: 1
Coding region: 1-726 (241 amino acids)
Source: RefSeq, a predicted model, not a curated record
AUGGCCGCUGAAAAGGCCGACUCUGUCCAAUCACCCGAUGUCGAAAUACCCAAAGACCUCCCCGAUGAAGACCGCCUCAAGGAAGCCGCCGCCGCGGCAGAGAAAGCCAUAGCAGCCCAAGGCAUGGCGAAUAAACUGCGCGAGACGGCCUCGUCUUUCACCGACCCAAAGAAGCGCGAGAAGAUGCUCACAGACGCGUAUAAUAAAGAGAUGGAGGCACAUGGCAACAGCAAGAAGGCGCGCAUGCUGCAGAGCGGAGCGUUCCAGGGGACCAUAGGCGGAGCUGGCAUCGGCGGCGCGGUGAGUGCUGGCGUCGGUACGCUCGUAGGCACGGUGGUGGGAGGUGUGACUGCGAUACCAGUGACGGGCUUAGGUGCGUUGGCUGGCGCCGGAGUGGGGGCAAUACACGGGCCGUUCAUCAAGCUGGGGAACCUUGCGAAAGGAGUUGGAGGCGGAGACGGCAAGAAAGAUGGAAAGAAGGGCGAGAAGCAGGGUGAAAAGAAAAACGGCGAACAACAGGCCGAGGAAAUCAACCCGGACGAUGAAGACGUCGUACCCAAUCCUCAAGCUUUGCGCCAGGCUGCCGACGCACUAUCCGAAGAGCGCGCAAAGACAGGAUUGGAGAGCGAGCCAUCGGCGAAUGGUGGUGACGCCUCUAAACCGGGCAAGAAGAAGCCCCGAAAGAUCGAGAUACGGUCCGGAGGCCAGAAGCAGGAGUCUUCGUAG